Molecule: messenger RNA, 2754 nt
Organism: Heteronotia binoei (common prickly gecko)
Lineage: Eukaryota; Metazoa; Chordata; Lepidosauria; Squamata; Gekkonidae
Gene: AXL
Product: AXL receptor tyrosine kinase
Exons: 20
Coding region: 34-2649 (871 amino acids)
Biological process (GO): negative regulation of apoptotic process; cell migration; positive regulation of phosphatidylinositol 3-kinase/protein kinase B signal transduction
Cellular component (GO): signaling receptor complex
Molecular function (GO): transmembrane receptor protein tyrosine kinase activity; protein binding; ATP binding
Source: RefSeq, a predicted model, not a curated record
GAUCGCCUCGGGAGCAGAGAUUCGGUGGGGGAAAUGGGUCAUCUCGGCGACUUGUUUCUCUUCUGCCUCCUGCUUUGGCGGAUGGGCGACCCCAGUGACCAAGAAGCCGUCUACUUCCUGGAAGGCCCUCACAACCUGACCUCCUCCUUGGGCAGGGAUGUGAAGCUGUCCUGCUCCGUCCACGCCGUCGGCGAUCCUCUGGAGGUCAGCUGGCUUCGGGACGGCGCCCUUCUAGAGUUUGCUGACAGCAACCAAGUUCAGGUGCCCCUGGAUGAGGAGAAGUGGCUGACCACCAGCGUCCUGAGCAUCUUUUCUGUGCAGCUUUCGGACAUGGGAAAUUACCAGUGUGCUGUGUCGGUGAACGGGUCUGACGUCCUCUCUGGCGGAGCGUAUUUGGGGCUGGCAGGUCUCCCCUUUUUUGCCGAGGAACCCGAAGACAUGGAGGUGACGGCUGAGACCCCUUUCAACCUCACCUGCGGGGCUCAGGGCCCACCGGAGCCGGUGCGGGUGAUGUGGUUGCAAGACAGCGUUCCUCUCAACUCCCUGAGCGACCCUCUCUCCCAGAGCCCUUCAGUGCUGGCUGUGAAAGGCCUGAAUCGCAGCAGCUCCUUUUCGUGCGAGGCCUACAACGCAAAGGGAAUGAGCACCUCACGAACAGCCAUGGUGACAGUUGUCCCUGGACGGCCAGGUGCCUUAACCCUGGUGCGCUCCACAGACCGCAGCCUGGAAGUGGCGUGGCAGCCCGGCUCGAGCGGAGACUACCCGCUGGAGAUCUGCACCGUCCAGGCUGUGCGCUCAGAUGAAGACCUCAGCACCGUCUCAGAGAGGGCCCUCUACAACCAGAACCUCAACGUGCCCCCCUUCAGCCACUCUCUGGUCGGCCUGACCCCCUUCACCCCCUACCACGUGCGGGUGUCCUGUCGAUCCAGAGAGGGCAACUCUCCAUGGACUCACUGGGUUGCUAUGGAAACCCUGGAAGGAGUGCCGUCAGCUGCCCCAGAGAACAUCACGGCCUUUCAGAACGGCACCUGCACCAUCGUCCAGUGGGGGGAGCCGCCCGGUAAUGUCAAUGGGAUCCUGCGAGGGUACAAGCUCAUCUGCCAGAAAGGUGACCUGCCUGAGGUGGUUAUGGAUGUGGGAUUAACCCACGAGAGAAUCUUGGAGUGGAACUCAUCCGUGCGGAACCUGACUGUUCGAAUCGCAGCCUACACGGGGGCAGGCGAUGGGCCUUGGAGUCCCAAUCCUCUGAGAGCUUACAGGGCUCUUGUAGAAAACGCUGCCCCCGCCUUCUCCUGGCACUGGUGGUAUGUGGUGAUCGCUGUGGCAGUGGCUGUCGCGGCCGCCAUCUUCAUCAUCGUCUUCUUGACACGGAUGAGGAAGAAGGAAACACGAUACGGGGAAGCAUUUGAACCCAGCAUGGAGCAAGGAGAACUGGUGGUUCACUACCGGGUUCGCAAAUCGUAUAGUCGCCGAACCACCGAAGCCACCUUGAACAGCCUGGGGAUUAGCGAGGAGCUGAAGGAGAAAUUGCGAGAUGUGAUGAUUGAUCGCCACAAGGUGGCACUGGGGAAAACCCUUGGGGAAGGAGAAUUUGGCUCUGUCAUGGAGGGGCAGCUCAGCCAAGAUGGCGCCGUCCUGAAGGUCGCUGUGAAGACCAUGAAGAUUGCCAUCUGCACCCGCAGCGAGAUGGAGGACUUCCUCAGUGAGGCGGUCUGUAUGAAGGACUUCGACCACCCCAACGUCAUGAAGCUGAUCGGAGUCUGUUUACAGAACACAGAAAGCGAAGGAUACCCCUCCCCGGUGGUCAUUUUGCCCUUCAUGAAACACGGAGACCUCCACAGCUUCCUGUUGUACUCCCGGCUCGGGGAGACCCCACUGUACCUGCCCACGCAGACGUUGGUCAAGUUCAUGACGGACAUCGCUAGCGGGAUGGAGUAUCUCAGCAGCAAGAACUUCAUCCAUCGUGACCUGGCUGCCCGCAACUGCAUGCUGAACGAGAGCAUGACAGCCUGCGUAGCCGACUUCGGCCUCUCCAAAAAGAUCUACAAUGGGGACUACUAUCGGCAAGGCCGUAUCUCCAAGAUGCCCGUCAAGUGGAUCGCCAUCGAGAGCCUGGCGGAUCGUGUUUACACCAUCAAGAGCGAUGUGUGGUCGUUUGGCGUCACCAUGUGGGAGAUAGCGACACGAGGUCAAACACCGUACCCCGGUGUGGAAAACAGUGAGAUUUACGACUACCUGCGCCAAGGCAACCGCCUCAAACAGCCAAUCGACUGCCUAGAUGGCCUAUACGAACUUAUGAUGAGCUGUUGGGCCCUCAACCCACGUGAUCGUCCCAGCUUCGAGGUCCUGCACAGAGCCCUGGAGAAGAUCCUCAAGUCCCUCCCGCCAGCCAAGGACCCCGAAGAGAUCCUCUACGUCAACAUGGACGACGGGGUGGCUACCGAGGAAGCGGAGCUGGGGGCCGUCGGGGGCCUGGGCGCCGAGGAGCCCCUUACAAAGCACAACCAGCCCCUCAAGCCCGCCACAACGGUGGCCGAGGUGCACCUUCCCCAGGCGAUGGGUCGCUAUGUGAUGUGCCCCACACCGCACGAGAGCAGCCGGUUGCUAACCGAUAGCCCCAGUUGUGCUGCCACAGAGGAAGGGGCUUGAAUUGGACCCCAUAGUUGGAGGGAAGGAAGGGUACAAGCAACCCUACUGGCAGAGUUUCUGUACAGUUUGGAAAACCCCACCUCUGUGAGGAGGGGUUUUGUUGGA